Phytophthora nicotianae INRA-310 is the source of this 712-nucleotide messenger RNA. RefSeq lists its product as hypothetical. Lineage: Eukaryota; Oomycota; Peronosporomycetes; Peronosporales; Peronosporaceae. The coding region runs from base 1 to 630 and encodes 209 amino acids. The record is from RefSeq and is a predicted model, not a curated record. Gene Ontology annotation, molecular function: peptidyl-prolyl cis-trans isomerase activity. Gene Ontology annotation, biological process: protein peptidyl-prolyl isomerization; protein folding. The transcript has 7 exons.
AUGGCAGUGAAUGCUCGCGUUAAAACGAAGAGCGAGUUUCAACUAGGGUCGGACCUCGGACCCCCGCUCGUGUAUCUGGAUCUGAGUGUUGGCGAUCAGCCCCCGCGGCGUCUGCACAUCGAGCUCUUCCACGAGGAACUUCCGACCACGACCGACAACUUCCGUCUGCUCUGCACCGGCGAGCUGCGAGGCAAAGGGAAGGUGAAGACGCUGUGGUACAAGAACACACGCUUCCACCGCGUUAUCCCCGGAUUUAUGAUGCAGGGCGGAGACAUCACCCACGUAGGAAAUGGAGCGGGAGGUGUGGCUGCUUUAGGGACGGUGUUCGACGACGAGAGCUUCCUCUACAAGCACCAAGUGGGAGCAGUGGCCACGGCUCAUCAAAACUCGAGCAAUCGCUCGCAGUUCUUCAUCUGCUUCAGCAAGCUCAGUUGGCUGGAUGGCAAGCACGUGGUGUUCGGGCAAGUGUUGCACGACGACCUGCCGCACUUGGCCGUGUUUGAAGCCGCGGGCUCUGCGUCAGGCCGCCCUCUCACCCCCAUCGUGGUCACAGACGCCGCCCAGUUGGGAGGCAAAGGGUUCACGCUGAAGACGGAUAAUAGCGAGAAGAAGACACGCGCGACAGAAUAGACGCCAAAGUUGGGGCAUACGACAGAAUAAACGCGCCAGGGCGACAAUAAAUAAGGCAAUAUGGGCUCAUCCAAAUUUCGAC